GGAAUAACCUCCCUUUGAGUGACUCAACAUUCCCAGUCAUUCUCCACAGCCCGUGUCAACCGCAGUUGCAGCUGGUACUGCUUUCCGAAAUGGACACAACAGAAUACGGACGCAUGGUGGACGGGUACACUGCCUCUGGAGCCGUGGCCAGCGCCAUCGCCCUGGCAAAAGACUUGGGAAUCCUUGAUAUUCUGUACGAGAGCGAGGAACCACUCUCGUCACAGAACAUCGCUGAUAAGGGAGGGCUAAAGGAGAGAUACGUGCGAGAGCUGGUCAGCGCGCUGGUGACAGGAGGCGUGAUCCAAGUCGACUCCACAUCUACUCUGUUCCACAUCAAUGCCGAGUUCAAACCAGUCCUGAGAGAGAAGUCCAUUUUCACACGAAUGGUACCUUACUUUGGAGAGAAGUAUGACGCUAUCAUGAACUGUUGCACAAAGGAUGGACCCGCAGGCGUGCGCUACUCGGAACACCCGGUGUUGUUUGACAUGAUGGAUGAGAUGCGAGCAGAGACGCAGGAUCGACUUCUCGACAGGGACGUACUUCCGGUGGUGCCAGCACUCCCAGAGAGACUGAAAUCUGGAAUUGAUGUGGCUGAAAUAGGAUGCGCCAAUGGAACCCUUAUUCUCAAUCUGUGCGCUCGCUUUCCGGCCUCACGGUUCACCGGAAGUGAUGUAGUAGAGCCUGUGCUGGACAUUGCCCGCAACCGAGCAUCUGACCGGGGUAUUUCAAACAGCGAGUUUAUGACUAUCAAUGUCUGCCACAUUCCGGAGAGCCCAAAGAAACAUUAUGACUGGAUCUUUUUACGAGAUGUAGUUCACGACCUACCAAACCCGGAAGGGUGCCUUUCAGGAAUAUACAGGAUGCUGAGACCAGGUGGGUACUUCAGCAUGUUGGACUUCGGUCUUCAAGGAAGUCUCCGCGACAACGUGGGCAAAGUAGGCAUCAGCUACAUGUACGCAAGCUCGACCUUCAUAUGUAUCCCCGAGAGCUACCAGGAACAGAAGUCUGCUGCACUAGGGCCGUGCUUUGGUGUACAAAAGGCUCGAGAGCUUCUACUCCAGGCUGGGUUUAUCUUGGUUCAGGAACACCACAGUGCAUGGAAUGAGGGAGAGGUACACUUCGUCUGUCAGCGGCCGGAGUAGUGUCAGACCAUCACGGCAUGGUGUGACAUGAUGACACCUCAGCCUCCGCAUAUUGUAUGGGCAGCUGUAUCAUGUACAUCCUUUUGUAAUCAUCACGUUCCAAGGAUGAUUCUGACAGACUCAAAUAUUUAGGGUGUGUGUACACCGAUGAUAUUAAUAGAUAUUGAUGUAACUAUUAAAUAAUGUACUUAUGUGUAAGUUAUCUGAAAAUAAAUCAGCUGUCGUGAACGACCAUGCCCUUCCCCCUC
Haliotis rufescens (red abalone) is the source of this 1390-nucleotide messenger RNA. RefSeq lists its product as uncharacterized. The coding region runs from base 90 to 1142 and encodes 350 amino acids. Lineage: Eukaryota; Metazoa; Mollusca; Gastropoda; Lepetellida; Haliotidae. The record is from RefSeq and is a predicted model, not a curated record. The transcript has 5 exons.